This is a messenger RNA of Centruroides sculpturatus (bark scorpion), 2793 nucleotides long. RefSeq lists its product as uncharacterized. The coding region runs from base 138 to 2585 and encodes 815 amino acids. Lineage: Eukaryota; Metazoa; Arthropoda; Arachnida; Scorpiones; Buthidae. The transcript is spliced from 5 exons. Gene Ontology annotation, cellular component: membrane. Gene Ontology annotation, molecular function: adenylate cyclase inhibiting G protein-coupled glutamate receptor activity. Gene Ontology annotation, biological process: G protein-coupled receptor signaling pathway. The record is from RefSeq and is a predicted model, not a curated record.
CGUGACGUCACAGAGUGCGUGUUGAUAGCGGGCGAGCACAUGGCCACUAAGUUAACGAGUAAAUAGAAAGCGCUCCUAUCGACUCGUCACCGUUUAAUCAGUCGAUAUAAUAUAAAGAAAGAAUCUUUUUAAGGAGAAUGACGCUUCUGCCACUAUUGUUGCUGAUCGUAGAAAUUAGCAUCAGUAGGGGACAGGAGCUACCACGCGAUCCCAGUCCCAUCAUCUACCCGGGACAAGUCAACGUCGGUUUACUCACCUCCAUCCAUAAUCCGACCCGCAAUGGGACCAAUUGUGGUCGCCUUAGGCAAGGUGCCGUCUUGCAGGCCAUGGCAGCAGUUUGGGCAGCCCAACAGGUCAACUUCCGCAAAGAACCGCAUGAAUUAAACAUAGGUAUCUACAUUUACGACACCUGUGGCCUAGAAAACAUCGCAAUGCGACAGCUCUAUCGCCUCGUAACUCAUGUUGGACACGUUCAGCCUGCUUCUUGCGUCGAUAAAAGAAUACCUCCAAUAUUCGGUAGAAAAAUAUCAUUUUUCAGAGCAAUAGUAACGACAUUAAUUCGUUUUGAAUUAUGGGACGUGGCCGUUAUUGUUGCAGACGAGCAACAACGUCAAUUGGGAAAUGCCUUUUGGGAAGAAGCAGAACUGGCUGGAAUUCGUGUAAUUACUGUAGAAUUACCGGUGACGACAGAAAACGAAGUCCCAAUUACCGAGUCCAUGCUCGAUAUACUGGAUACAUAUAAGGCAUCGCCGAAAGGAGUCGUGGCUUUGCUUUCCCCUCAUCAGGCCAUCAAACUUCUAAAAAAUUUCGAUCCCGAGGAUGCCGAAUCUCUAUACUGGCUUAUCGUAACACCCAUUGAUAUAUCAACAGAACUUAAAGCAACUUUGAAUCCCGUUCAACUUAAUCUCUUAUCCAAAGUUUUCAUGCUAUCACCUAAUUCUAUUUAUAUUAAAGAAUAUCAUAGCUAUUUUCGCCAGUUGCUGACAGAAGAAGAAUCUUUGGAUCACCCUUUAGUGGCCGAAUUAGUUAAAAAGUCUAAUUUGUCUUUACACAAGGAUCCGUUGGAUUUAAAGAAACAUAUACACGUAGAAGAAAUCCGCAAUUCUUCUUUAGAAAGAGACGUUUCCAACACGGUCAAAGCUAUUUGGUCUUUGGCUGCAGCCAUGAAAAACGUUCAAAACAGAAUUUGUAGACGAGGCACGGAUUGUUUACUUUAUUUAAGAAAAUCUUUGAGUUCUUAUAUAAAUAGAGCCAUUAGAAAUGUGGGAUACACGCUACACGGCACGGGAGCUUCGGCACUAGACGGUAACAAACUGCAUUUUAGCAAAGAUGGCUUCUUAUCCACUACUAGAUACGUAUUGAGGAUUCUAAAUAGCGGAGAAUCUCAAGAGAUCGGAUGGUAUAGCGAUGAUUCGGGUCUCGUUAUCGAUCCGAAUGUAUUAGGUGCAAUCAAGAAAUUCGAUCAGACCGAUCUGUAUCGGAACCAUUUAUCUCAAUCGAGUCUGAGAUCGGUUUCGUUAACGAGUCAUCACGAGCCAAAAAUGAAUCAUCCGAGAGCAAACGUUAUUCCCGAAGAGAGUAAAAAUCCUCCAGUUGUGAUUAGCGAAGAGCCUAAGGAAGAAAUUAUCGACGUGCGCGACAUAAAAGAAUCGAAUUUGGCAUCUUGGAUAGGGCGCCCCUGGGCUCUAACCAUUUUAGGAUUGUCAGCAGUCGGCGUGUUGUUUGCUUUAUACGUUUUAGUUUUUCUUCUAGUGAAAAUGUGUGAAGGAACGUUAAAAAAGAGUAAUUUAUUACUCGGAAUUUUGCAAAUUUUAUCUGUAUUGAGUUUAUACGGGGCGGCAACUUUAUUGCUUUUUAAGCCGUCUUCAUUUAUAUGCGGAUUGCAGAGAUUGGUACCGAAUGUGGCCUAUUCUUACUGUUUCGGCGUUUUAUUGCUGAAAUCUAUGCAUUUACGAUCACAAAAGACUAUAGGAUUAGGCGGAAGCGUCAGCAAUCUGAAUCAAGUUCUUACGUUAUUGUUUAUAGUGGGUUUACAGUUGGCUUUAGAAGUACAAUGGUGGAUAUUACGACCGCCGUUCAUUGUGGUUGCCGAAGACGAAGUACGAUGUGUUAUGUCCAGAGGUGAUAUUCUUUUAUCUCAGGUGUACAUCGUUGUUUUACUAUUACUGGUAGUGUUAACAACCUUAUCCGUGCAUAACGUGCCCUACAACUACACGGAAGGCAAGAGUCUGAUAGCCACGUCCGUUAUUUGUUUAGCAGUUUUUAUCGGUUGGGCGGUAGCGUGUUGGAUGCUAACAAAUACCGGAGAUAGACACAUUGCCGCUAGUUUAGCCCCCAUUGCUACGGCGGCUGCGGUCCUCAUUGGUAUUUUCUGUCCACAAUUAUACGCCAUUCACAAAUAUGGUGUCUUUCCGCAUAAAAAACUCUCGUAUACCGAUUCGCUGUCAACGGUGUUUUCCGUGUUUAAAGAAGUGGAUCAAGCAACCGGAAGGGGUAAGAAAGGAGCUAAGACUCUAGAAACUAGAACUGCCCAAGGGAAAAGAAAUCCUGCUUUUUACGACGAUUUCGCUUCAGCUUAUCCUUGAGAAAAAGCGACACUUUUGAAUAUUAACGAAAACAUCGAUGACGUCGAUAUCGGGUCAGCUUAGGUCAUCUAAGGAUGUAGCGACUACCAUCGGGAUUUUAUGCAGCAUAGCGGAACAGGGAUAGAAAAUCGAUAACUUUGAUACCUGUACAUCGGAUUUCCGCUUGUUGUAUUUGACACAUCAUUAAUUUAUUGGUUUGAUAUAUUGU